Molecule: messenger RNA, 1677 nt
Organism: Prunus avium (sweet cherry)
Lineage: Eukaryota; Viridiplantae; Streptophyta; Magnoliopsida; Rosales; Rosaceae
Source: RefSeq, a predicted model, not a curated record
GAAAACAAAAAAAUUCACACAACCUCUGCUAUAUAAACAUAAAGCCACAUAUUUUACACCCAUCAGUUUUCAUCAUCGACUUAGAACUCUCUAAUUCUUUGGUGAUCUUUUUGGCUAUAAAAUUAGAAAGGAAAAACUCUCUAAUUCUUCACCUCAUACAUACAUCAAGCGGCCAAAGUCUAAACAGAGAAAGAAAAGUCAGUGGGUCAGAAAAGAUUCUUGGGUUGGGAGGAUCAUCAUAUUUGGAGUGAUCAUGUUUAUCAUUUCAAAGGGAUUUGCUGUUAUAUCUGCAACUAAGAACCUCCAACUACCGUUCAUAGAAGAUAUAUUUGCAUCAGGGCGCACAAGAUUUUUGGAAUGGGUGGUUUCGGAAAAUCAGAUGUCUAGAGCUAGAAAAAGUACCAGAGGGGGUGCAUCUUCCUCACGAAAUGCACCUCAUUCAGAAGAGGCAAUUCUCACUACCACCGUGGUUACUGAGCGUAACCUAGAUCUUAGUCCCUCCAUCCAAACCGCUGGACUUAUUCAAGUCCAGCACCUUCUUAGGGACCGAAACCUCUUACCUUUAGCUCGUAUCUAUAAAAAAUACAAUGAAUCUUUUGUGCGAGAGUUUUAUGCUGCUUUCCCUAGGGAAGAGUCUGGAGAUAAUGAAGAUGUGCCCAUUAAGGUUCGAGGCAAAAAUUUUGAACUAUCCACCUCCAUUAUCUUUGAGGUUCUUCACAUACCUGAGAAGGAUACAAAUAAUUGGAAACAAUAUCUGGGUAGGGAUUUUGACAUGCAAAGCGCAGCUGAAACACUUUUUUAUGCUGACCCUGCUGCCUUUGCAUCUCAAACCAAAAAGACUGUCCUCAUUCAGGGUAAGUUGACACCCUACUUUGCCAUCCUGUGGAGCUUUGUGCGACACAACAUCUACCCAUCCGGCCAACGGUCGGAAAUUCCCAUAGUAGGGGUCAAGAUCCUGAAAGUUUUGCAUGAGGGAACUUUUUCCCUACCUAUUGUUGACAUCAUUUUUGAACGCCUGAAGGCUUGUGCACGUAAGAAAAGCAUCAUAUAUUAUCCUUGCCUUGUUAGCAUGAUUUGUGAACGCUCAGGUGUUCGGGCUCGCUCUAAUGAUAUAUAUAUGUUGAGCCCAUGGGUCCCAUUUCGGACACUUCUGUGUCCAAGAGUAUCUCUCAGAGGCGCCAUGCACCUGCACCUGCACCUUCACCUGCUCCAGUGCCACCCCGUAUGCCACCACCACCACCACAUGGGCCGGCCCCAGCACAGCCAUUCCCACCUGCUCCCACUGUCGACACUUCUGCUUGGGAGCCCUCUCUCCAAGCCAUUUGGGACUUGCAGAUGCUUCAGUACCAGCAGAUGCACAACCACCACCAGCAGAUGCAGCAUAUGAGCACCUCCAUUGACGCCAUUUGGACGCACCUCCAGAUGCCAGGUUAACCCGGGACCUCUGCACAUGAUGAUGAUGUUGUUGAUGAUGAUGCUGAUGAUGGUGAUGAUGCUGAUGAUGAUCAGUAGUACUUUGAGUAUUGUACCCUUUUGAACUUUUCGUUUAUUUUGUUUUUGGGUUUUAUUUUAAGACGGUUGUUAGUUUGAUUAUUUCAACUUUUUGUUUGUUUACUUUUCCUUUCAUUAUGUGAUUAUCCAUCCCAAUCUUUCUAAAUGGCAUUGUUUAAUCUUAAA